UCUUUCCCCUCGUCCAAGCCUCGGCCUCUUUAUAAGACCUACCCGCUAUCAUCCCCUCACCUCCAAAGCCGCCUCUCCUGCCAACCCCAAAUCUCCCUUUGCAACUCUCGAAUCUCCCCCCCAAGCAUCGACCAUGUCGGCCUACUGCGGCAAGUACAAGGAUGAGCUCAUCAAGAACGCUGCCUACAUUGGCACCCCUGGCAAGGGUAUCCUCGCUGCUGACGAGUCCACCGGCACCAUUGGCAAGCGCUUUGCCAGCAUCAACGUUGAGAACGUCGAGGACAACCGCCGUGCUCUCCGUGAGCUCCUCUUCUGCACCCCUGGUGCCCUCCAGUACAUCAGCGGUGUGAUCCUCUUUGAGGAGACCCUGUACCAGAGCACCAAGGCUGGCAAGCCCUUCGUUGAUGUCCUCAAGGAGAACAAUGUCCUCCCUGGGAUCAAGGUUGACAAGGGUACCAUUGAGAUUGCUGGAACUGACAAGGAGACCACCACCCAGGGCCAUGAUGACCUUGGCAAGCGCUGUGCCAAGUACUACGAGGCUGGUGCCCGCUUUGCCAAGUGGCGUGCAGUCCUCAAGAUUGGCCCCAAUGAGCCAUCACAGCUUUCCAUUGACCUGAAUGCUCAGGGUCUGGCUCGUUAUGCCAUCAUCUGCCAGGAGAACGGUCUGGUGCCCAUUGUUGAGCCUGAGAUCCUUGUUGAUGGACCUCAUGACAUUGAUCGUUGUGCUCAUGUGACGGAGGUGGUCCUUGCUGCCUGCUACAAGGCACUCAAUGAGCACCAUGUCCUCCUCGAGGGUACCCUUCUGAAGCCUAACAUGGUCACCCCUGGUUCUGACUCCAAGAAGGUGGCUCCUGAGGUCAUUGCUGAGUACACUGUUCGCACUCUCCAGAGGACCGUCCCGCCCGCCGUUCCUGCCAUCGUCUUCCUUUCUGGAGGACAGAGUGAGGAGGAGGCGACCCUGAACCUGAACGCCAUGAACAAGCUCCAGACAAAGAAGCCGUGGUUCCUGUCCUUCUCCUUUGGGCGUGCCCUCCAGCAGAGCACCCUCAAGGCCUGGGCUGGCAAGGAGGAGAACAUCGAGAAGGCCAGGCAGGCCUUCCUGGUGAGGUGCAAGUCCAACUCUGAGGCCACUCUCGGCACAUACAAGGGUGAUGCUACUCUUGCUGAGGGCGCUUCUGAGAGCCUUCACGUCAAGGACUACAAGUACUGAUCUGCCUUCUGGUGCUGAUCCGUCUGGCCUUCUGCCUAUGAGUAUUGUUUGGUUUUCAGAGUCCUAUCUUCGGAUAUCGAACCUCUUUUUAAUAAUAUGCAACUUGCAACUUUCAUGUUACCCUAGUAGGUUUUUGGUGCUGAAUCCCCUGUAAUUCAGGUGCUGCGUAUGGUAAAUUGGAGCAGCAGGUUUUUGUUCUACCGUCCUGUAAUUUUGCUGCUUUAUGCUACAAUGGUGAAACCUUUUAUAUGCUGAGUAGAUGUGUGUUCAGUAA
Brachypodium distachyon (stiff brome) is the source of this 1484-nucleotide messenger RNA. Its product is annotated as fructose-bisphosphate aldolase 1, cytoplasmic. The coding region runs from base 134 to 1210 and encodes 358 amino acids. The record is from RefSeq and is a predicted model, not a curated record. Gene Ontology annotation, biological process: glycolytic process; fructose 1,6-bisphosphate metabolic process. The transcript has 2 exons. NCBI's taxonomy places the organism in Eukaryota, Viridiplantae, Streptophyta, Magnoliopsida, Poales, Poaceae. Gene Ontology annotation, molecular function: fructose-bisphosphate aldolase activity. Gene Ontology annotation, cellular component: cytosol.